Messenger RNA from Diprion similis, 3214 nucleotides. RefSeq names its product signal transducing adapter molecule 1 (gene Stam). Gene Ontology annotation, biological process: protein transport to vacuole involved in ubiquitin-dependent protein catabolic process via the multivesicular body sorting pathway. Gene Ontology annotation, cellular component: ESCRT-0 complex. The record is from RefSeq and is a predicted model, not a curated record. Lineage: Eukaryota; Metazoa; Arthropoda; Insecta; Hymenoptera; Diprionidae. The transcript has 10 exons. Gene Ontology annotation, molecular function: phosphatidylinositol binding; ubiquitin binding. Bases 223 to 1824 code for a protein of 533 amino acids.
UGACUCGCUGGGCAACGCGAUUCGAUAAUAAAAUGGCAGCGCAGUGCUCGAGAUUAGGAUGUUAUUAGUCACCCAACUGUAUUUGUGAUUAAAUAUCAGCUGGAUGCGUAGCAAAACGUAAACGGAAAACUUGUGAUACUGAACGGUACGGUUCCGCAGUUGCGUGACGUCUGCGUGAUAAUCAACUUGCCAUUAAUAUAGAAUUAAACGAACUACGAAACAAUGGGGCUUUUCUCAAAUUCACCGUUUGACGCUGACGUUGAGAAGGCAACCAAUGAGAAAAAUACGUCUGAAGAAUGGGGAUUGAUAAUGGAUAUAUGCGACAAAGUAGGCAACUCUAGCCAGAACGCUAAAGAUUGUCUUCGCUCCAUUGUCAGGAGGUUAAAUGCUCAAGAUCCACACAUUGUUAUGCAAGCUGUAACUCUGUUGGAUGCUUGCGCGAGCAACUGUGGAAAGACAUUUCACUUGGAAAUAGCAUCCAGAGAUUUUGAAGGCGAAUUGAGAAGGUUGAUAGCCCGUUGUCAACCAAAAGUAGCGGAAAAGCUAAAAUCACUAUUGAAGAAAUGGGCUGAAGGAGAUUUUAAGACGGAUCCACAACUUAAUUUGAUUCCUAGUUUAUACAACAAAUUAAAGAGCGAGGGCUUGGAUUUCUCAUCUGUCCCAGAUAUGCCUAAACAGACCGUUAUCAGUAGAGAUCCGAACGUUGUAACAAAUUCUCAGGAAGAAGAAGAUAUUGCAAAAGCAAUAGAACUUUCGUUAAAAGAGAACAAACAACAUCAUCAUUCUACCAUCUCGCACAGUUCACCAUCGGCAAAGAAGUCUAGCAGUUUAUAUCCCAGUGUCAGUACAGCGUUGAGUUCAGCUAGUAGUACAGAUGGAAGAAAAGUUCGAGCUCUGUACGAUUUUGAGGCAGCUGAAGAUAAUGAGCUCACAUUUCUAGCUGGGGAAAUAAUUCACAUUCUCGAUGAUACCGAUCCGAAUUGGUGGAAAGGAACAAAUCACAGAGGAGAAGGCUUGUUUCCAUCUAAUUUUGUCACAGCGGAUUUAUCCGUUGAACCUGAACAAUUUACAAAACUGGAACACGGCAAUAAAAAGUCCGUGCAAUUUGCGGAGGAAGUUGAAGUGAAGACGGUCAAACAUGAGCCAGAGAUAAUCGAGGUUGAAAUUGAUGAACCUAAAAUGGACCGACUUCUCCACCUGCUGCAUGAGGCUGACCCUGAGUGCGAUUCGACUGACACGCAGGAAAUGUUAGAUUUGGAAGAACAAGUUACAGCUAUGGGACCACUUAUAGAUGCAGCUCUGGAGAAGGUCGAUAGGCGACAUGCCCAACUAACGCAAUUAAGCUCGGACCUGGUGGAUGCUCUCAAUCUGUAUCACACGUUAAUGAGGGAACCGCCACCCCCGACCCCGACGAAUUACACGUUACCAAAAAUGCCUCCAACCCACGUCAAUGCUUACCAAUUUCCAAACCAAGGACCGCCUCCACCUCUCAUGUACAAUGGCAUGCCUCAGCAGCCUUCAUUCAACACAGCGGGUAUGCCUCCAGGAGCAUAUCCACCUGGUAUACCCGGGAACGAAUACAUGGGUCCCGGAAACAUGGGAAACGUGAAUUUACCGCGUUUUCACAUGCAGCCUGGCCCGCCACCGUCUGGUCAUCCUCAGGGCCCACCACCACCUGGGCCUGAUCGAACAAAUCUACCUUAUCCUCAACAAGGCUUUCCACCACAAGGAGGUCCUGCAGGAGGUUCUUAUGCUGGGCCACCAGGGCCUCCAGUCAAUCAACAACCUCAAUAUGCUCCUCCAAAUGGACAGCAUAUGAUGUAAGCAAAGAUGUAAUACGACGUUCCAAAAAAAUUCCCUCGUACUCUACUCAAGUUGUAUAAUAUUAUUAUCAUGAAGAUUAUUAUUAUUAUUACUAUCAUUAUUACCAUUAUUUAAAUACGUGCGCCCAAUGUAGUCAGAAAGCCUGGGUUUCGAUAUUCAAAUCAAAGACUUAUAUGUUGAUUUUGUUUUCGUAUUUUGUUGCCUUAAGAUUUUAGUUCAGGUUCCGUUUUAAAAUGUCUGACUUUGUGUUUUUUUAAUAAAUGCAUAUUGCAUUAGUUAUGUAUCUGCCUAUUACUGUAUACAUUAGAUUUUGGCUUAAACUUAUAAUUAUUUUUAUUUGCAACAUCAAAUUUACAACACCACGUACAUUAUUGUCGGAACUGUGAAGAAUAAUAUUUUCGAAUAUUUUGAAUACAAAGUGAACCGUUUCGGAAGACAAUGGCGGUAAUACUAUACCUAAUUAAUUUCAAAUGCGAACAAAUAGACCUUGAAGAUCAUACCGAUACCUAAUUUAUCCCACGGUCCUAUGUGAUAUGAAAAUUGUCAUAGGCAGGAAACUGAAGUAAACGACAGAAGUUAAAUACGUUGAACGGACGAAUAAUUAUUAUUUAACUUCGUAUGUUGCUGUAAUUUAUUAAUACUAUUAUUAUAAUUAUGUUCCAUAUUAAAAAAUAGGAGAUGAAAGUUGGUAAAGCUUCUGUUGCUUACUUAAGUUAGUUUUAAAGCGUAUACAAACCACAAGAGGCUUGGUCGCCUGAUACUGUAUAAAAAAAAAUUAUGUAAUAAUCAAUAUAUUAAAAUGGAUUGAUGGCAGUUAUGUGGAAAUGUAUGCUGGUUGCGUCUAGUCUGAAGUUUGUCCGAUGCUUAAUCUUUUUUUUCUUUGUGAUAAUGUACAAUCGUCGCGGUGAACGCUUGGCUGGAAUUGUUUACGAUCUAUCUGAGAGGGUAUAACACAAUGAUGACAGUGAAAUCGAUUAAUUAAAAAUGGAAACUAAGACAAAGACUGAACUAUCUUUUAUCGAGAGUUUCCUUGCAAACAUCAAAGCCAGUCAGCCAAGUCAAGUGAUUGCAAUUUCAGCUAAUAGAUAAUAUAUGCAUUUCCUAUUGUAAGAAAAGAGCCUGUUGCAAUAAAAUGAAGCUAGUUCAAGUGCAGAAAUCUCACUUUAAAGUAACAAUCACACAUGCAUACACACAUACAUACAUAUAUAUAUUUUGAGAAAAUUACGACUUUGGUGUAAGUGUCGUGUUUUUGUAAGUACUUGGUAUAAUAUGUAAAUUAUAAAUAAAAAACAGUGAACAUAAGUCCUUAUAAGUUACAAGUUAAUGUAAACGAUACUAUAAAAUGUAUACCUAUGUUACGUUGCCAUUGAAUUACAAUUAUUUACGUAAA